AGGCCAGGCAAAGUUUCACGUUUCUCUCGUGGAGGCCUGUGCAUGCAUGUUAUGUUCGGCUUUUUUCUGAUGCAAGAAUUUUGCUAAAAUCUUUUCACAUUAUUUAAGGCAGAGAAUAACCGUAUAUUUUUGGAGCCAGAGUACGUCGAUAUUAGAAAAAGAAAGGAUGGCUGACGAACAAGAAGGAGGCAAAUCUAAAAAACAAUUAAAAAAAGAAGCGAAAGAAAAGGAGAAGGCAGCAAAACGCGAGGAACAUCGUGGCGCUGCCAAGACCGGAAAUGAAGCACAAAUCCAAAAAGACGAGGAUGACUGCUCAGUUGGCAAGUACGGUGGCUUGGCGCUGAUACAAAGUGGCGAGCGGCCUGCUCGUGAAUAUUUGCAUGUUCGCGAUUUGGGCGCUGCUCAAAGCAACAAGACCGUUUGGAUCCGAGCUCGUCUGCACACCAGCCGCGCUAAAGGCAAGCAGUGCUUUGUGGUGCUUAGACAGCAAGAAAGCACAGUCCAGGCACUGGCUCAGGUUGACCAGAAUACUAGCAAACAGAUGGUCAAGUUUCUUUCCAACAUCAGCAAAGAGAGCAUUGUGGAGGUGGAGGGUGUGGUUUCGGCGGUCGAGCGCAAAAUUGAGUCGUGCACGCAGCAGGACGUAGAGCUGCACGUGCGCCAGGCCUUCCUGGUUUCUGCCGCAAAGCCCCAACUGCCCUUGCAAGUAGAGGACGCCUCGCGCCGCGACGACCCUUCUGACGCGGAGGGUCUGCAGAUCAGGGUGAACCAGGACACGCGACUGGACAACCGAGUUCUCGACCUUCGCACCCCGGCAAACCAGGCCAUUUUCAGACUGGAGGCGGCUGUGUGUCGCCUCUUCAGGGACCUGCUUACCACUCAGGGCUUCACGGAAAUUCACACGCCCAAAAUCAUUUCAGCGGCGUCUGAAGGCGGCGCUAAUGUCUUCACUGUGUCCUACUUCAAAGGACAAGCUUACCUGGCCCAGAGUCCACAGCUCUACAAGCAAAUGGCCAUUGCUGCCGACUUUGACAAGGUCUUCACUGUUGGAGCAGUUUUCAGGGCAGAGGACAGCAACACCCAUCGCCACCUGACAGAAUUUGUCGGCCUGGAUCUGGAGAUGGCGUUCAAGUGGCAUUACCAUGAGGUGCUUGACGUGAUCGGCAACACUUUCACCCAGCUCUUCAGAGGCCUGCAGGAGAAGUGUGCCACUGAAAUUGCUGCUGUGGGACAGCAGUAUCCUGUCGAGCCAUUUGUCUUCCUCGAUCCUCCCCUACGACUCACCUUCCGCCAGGGCCUCGAUCUCUUGGCAGAGGCUGGAGUCAAACUGAAUGAUGAGGAUGACUUGUCGACUCCUGACGAAAAACUUCUUGGACGCCUUGUUAAGAAGAAGUAUAACACUGAUUUUUACAUCCUGGACAAGUUCCCACUUGCUGUUAGACCGUUUUACACCAUGCCUGACCCUCUUGACAAAAAAUGGAGUAACUCUUACGACAUGUUCAUGCGGGGUGAAGAAAUCCUCUCUGGCGCCCAGCGUAUUCAUGAUCCAGAGUUUUUGACGCAGAGAGCCCAACAUCAUGAUAUUGAUUUGAGCAAAAUUGCUGCCUACAUUGAUGCCUUCCGGUACGGCUGCCCUCCUCACGCAGGUGGUGGCAUCGGUCUGGAGCGAGUGGUGAUGCUGUACCUUGGACUGGACAACAUAAGGAAAACAUCCAUGUUCCCCAGAGAUCCCAAGAGGUUGACACCAUAAAAGGUCGCUGCAACUGGCGAAAGCGAAAACGCAGUCACAGAUUAUUUCUUCUUUUUUUUUCUUGUCGUACUUUGUCUCUCAAUAAAGCAGCGUUUUUCCCACA
Cloeon dipterum is the source of this 1853-nucleotide messenger RNA. It is a transcript of the gene AspRS, whose product is annotated as aspartyl-tRNA synthetase. Gene Ontology annotation, biological process: aspartyl-tRNA aminoacylation. Gene Ontology annotation, molecular function: ATP binding; RNA binding; aspartate-tRNA ligase activity. The record is from RefSeq and is a predicted model, not a curated record. Bases 167 to 1750 code for a protein of 527 amino acids. NCBI's taxonomy places the organism in Eukaryota, Metazoa, Arthropoda, Insecta, Ephemeroptera, Baetidae. Gene Ontology annotation, cellular component: aminoacyl-tRNA synthetase multienzyme complex; cytosol; cytoplasm. The transcript has 10 exons.